AUGUUUCAGUAUCCCACGCAGAGCAUGGAUAUACCUCAUUUUCCGCUGAGAAAGGAAGGAUUUAAUGUGCAUCAGUAUGCUCCCUUGCAAAACUAUGUGAACCCACCAUCUAGUCCAACUGUUCAAUAUUCCAGCCUGUGCAAGCAGAUCGAGAUUUCAUGCAAUUCUGUUCAGAACUGUCAGGUCUGCACCUCGACACUUGCGAAUGGUUUGCAUUUUGGAGCGCGAACCUGCGCAGCAUGUGCAGCCUUCUUUCGAAGGACAAUAAGUGAUGGAAAAAGAUACGUCUGCAAACAGAGUCAGCGUUGUAAUAAUCCUACCAGGGACGGUGAGACAUUCGCAUUGCAAAGGGUACAUCAUAAACAUGGUGACAAUUGUCCGAAGACUCGUAGAAAUUUUUUGUUGCUCUUUUCCGCUUCGCCUCUUUGUCAUUCGUUGUCUAUUUGCCCUCGUUUACGUGAUUAG
Cooperia oncophora is the source of this 465-nucleotide messenger RNA. The record is from the annotation of a GenBank genome assembly. Lineage: Eukaryota; Metazoa; Nematoda; Chromadorea; Rhabditida; Trichostrongylidae.